AUGGCAUCACAAGAUAUUGAGGAUCACAUUGAUGAGGGAGCUGGCGUGGUAGAAGUCAGCUCCGAAAGCUCUGAGCUUACACCUUCAACCUCCAACCAAGUCAAAGAAGCACAGGUGACCGAAGGAGAAGUGAUCUUUGAUUCUUCAGAAGAUGAAUACCCUGCCCCCUCGGAGGAAGAGAAAGCAACCCUUCGAAAGGUGGCGGGAUCCAUGCCUCUGGUUUCCUUUUCACUCUGCUUGGUAGAGCUCGCUGAGCGUGCAUCAUACUAUGGCGCUUACACAGUGUUCUCCAACUUUAUCGAGUUUCCACUGCCAAAAGGUGGUAAUGGUGCAGGUGCACCCCCAAGAGGAUCGCAAGAGACAGCCGGAGCCCUGGAUAUGGGCCUUCAAGCAAGUGAUGCGCUGGUCCUGUUGUUUGUCUUCCUGGCUUACAUUAUCCCCAUCUUUGGCGGUUGGUGGGCCGAUGUCUACGUUGGUCGUUACAAGGCCAUCAUCGUCGGCGUUCUAGUUUGUGGUGUCGCCCAUAUCAUCCAGAUUGUCGGUGCCAUCCCAUCAGUUCUGGAAAAGGGUAAAAGCAAUUCCGCACCACCGUUCAUCUUGGGACUCUUGAUUUUGGCGGUGGGUGCCGGAAUCUUCAAGCCUAAUAUUGCACCAACUAUUCUUGAUCAGAACAGACACAAGACAGCCUAUGUGAAGACAUUGAAGUCUGGAGAGCGGGUCAUUGUCGAUCCGGAAGCAACCGCUACCCGAACAAUGCUUCUAUUCUAUGGUUUUAUCAAUGUCGGUGCUUUUUACAUGCUUGCCACCACCUACGCUGAGAAGUAUGUCGGGUACUGGCUCGCAUUCCUGUUGUCAGGACUCAUUUACUUCUUACUCCCAAUUCUUUUGAUUGUUAUCUAUAAGAGGACUUAUAAAGCGCCCCCUAACGGAGGGAAAGAACUCACCCAGGCUUUCAAAAUCACAAUGGCCGCUCUUCGUGAAAGCAAGUUUCAGGUGUGGCGCAAGGGCUUUUGGGACCGAGUCAAGCCGACGAAUCUGCAGGCCAAGGGCGUCACGGUGGAGUGGACUGAUGGUGCCGUGGACAAAGUUGCUAAGACCAUGGCUGCAUGUGACAUAUUCUGCUUUAUGCCAAUCUGGAUUCUGAAUGACGGAGGCAUCGGUUCCGUCUCCACAAACCAAGGUGCAUCAAUGGUCACGAACGGCGCACCAAACGAUCUACUCAGCAAUUUCAACGCUAUAACAAUCAUUGUGGCAAUCCCCAUCUUGACCUAUGUGAUCUACCCAGCUCUGGACCGUCGCAAUAUUCGAAUUGGCCCAAUUAGCCGCAUCACGUUUGGAUUUGUCUUGGCAACGAUUUCUGGUCUUGCCGGUACUCUGGUGCAAUGGAAAGUAUACAGCCUUUCGCCAUGUGGAUCAUACGCGUCGACUUGCUCGGAAGUUGCAAAUAUUAGCAUCUGGUGGCAGAUUCCAAAUCUGUCUCUCGGAGCCCUGAGUGAGUGCUUUUGCAACGUCACAGCUUACGAGCUCGCCUAUGCUCGGUCUCCCAAGAGCAUGAAGGGCUUUGUGAUGGCAAUCUUCCUUUUCACAAAUGCGUUGUCGAGUGCUAUAGGCGAGAUCCUAGUUCCUGUCACGGUCGACCCCUAUUUGACUUGGAUUUGGGGAGCUCCUACGGUCGCGUUGGCACUGCAGACUAUUGUUUUCUGGUGGAGAUUUAGACAUUUGGAUAACGAGACUUAUGUCGCGGAUGUUGUUGAAGAGUCAUGGAUUCCGGAAGAGCGAACCGAGAAGGGCCUCGUGGCUCACACGACAGAAGCCUAG
Molecule: messenger RNA, 1818 nt
Organism: Penicillium odoratum
Lineage: Eukaryota; Fungi; Ascomycota; Eurotiomycetes; Eurotiales; Aspergillaceae
Product: putative MFS peptide transporter
Exons: 4
Coding region: 1-1818 (605 amino acids)
Biological process (GO): transmembrane transport
Cellular component (GO): membrane
Molecular function (GO): dipeptide transmembrane transporter activity
Source: RefSeq, a predicted model, not a curated record